Trachemys scripta elegans is the source of this 5663-nucleotide messenger RNA. RefSeq names its product angiomotin like 1 (gene AMOTL1). NCBI's taxonomy places the organism in Eukaryota, Metazoa, Chordata, Testudines, Emydidae. Bases 210 to 2957 code for a protein of 915 amino acids. The record is from RefSeq and is a predicted model, not a curated record. Gene Ontology annotation, cellular component: plasma membrane; cytoplasmic vesicle; bicellular tight junction. The transcript has 12 exons. Gene Ontology annotation, biological process: regulation of cell migration; angiogenesis; establishment of cell polarity involved in ameboidal cell migration.
UUGGGACUGAACUCUCGCUGAAUACAUGGUGCAACAUUAGGACCCAGCAGAGACUACCAUGAUUUGGGCAGUAGGUAAAGCUCUGACAUUCCUUUCAUUCCAGUGUGAAUGGGGCUGAUUGUUGUGUCCUGGAUCUGAGUUUUUCCUCUGCAUCUCGAUCCGUUUUCUACACAUCAUGUCAAGCAGCACGUUUGCACGGUAGCCGCUUUAUGCAAUUUUUUUUUUUUGGUGGGGACAAAGCUAGCCAUGGUAGCCUCAUGCGGAUUGCAAAGUUUCUGCCGGGAACUUCUGAGCAAGCAGUGAAAGUUGAGGAUCCUCUUUGCAACUUCCACCCUUCAAACUUCCUUGGGAUCUCAGAGGUGGAAAUGAGAGGUUCAGAGGAUGUUGCAGCUGGAACAGUUUUACGGCGAUUGAUCCAGGAGCAGCUGAGGUAUGGCAAUCCAAAUGAGAACAUGAAUCUGCUGGCAAUUCAGCACCAGGCCACCGGGAGCGCAGGACCAUCCAACAGCACUACAAGCACACUUUCUUCCACAGAAAACCUCACACAAGAAGACCCACAAAUGCUCCAGCAGUCAGCACGCCAGGAACCUCAGGGGCAAGAACAUCAGGUGGACAAUACUGUGAUGGAGAAACAGUCCAGGGCCACACAGCCUCAUCAGAACAAUGAAGAACUACCAACUUAUGAGGAGGCGAAGGCCCAGUCCCAGUUUUUUAGGGGCCAGCAGCCAGGUGCUGUUGGCCCAAGUUUUUACAUUGCUGGAGUGUCCAGUCAGAAAUCGAGAACGGAAGGGAGACCAACUGUGAAUCGGGCCAACAGUGGGCAGGCUCAUAAAGAUGAAGCACUUAAAGAACUUAAGCAGGGUCAUGUCCGAUCUCUAAGCGAGAGGAUAAUGCAGCUGUCCUUGGAGAGAAAUGGUGCUAAGCAACACCCUCCUACCUCAGGGAGUAACAAAGGCUUCAAAACUGGAGGACCCCCACUCACUCAGCCUUCUGGCAAAGGAAUGGAUCCCAGAGGUCCCCCACCCGAGUACCCCUACAAAGCCAAGCAGGUGGUGUCACCAGUCAGCAAGACUCAGGAACACGGGUUGUUUUAUAAUGACCAGCACUCGGGGAUGAUGCAGAUUCUCAAACCCUCCUACCCUGCUCCUCUGCCAGCAAGAACGGAAGGAGCAGUUGUCAGAUACCAGCCUCCCCCAGAAUAUGGUGUGACAAGCCGACAAUGUCAACCUGCUUUUCCAUCGGUGCCGGUACAGCAGCACAGUCCAAUGUCCUCCCAGGCCUCCUCCAUUACUGGCCCACUGCACUCAGCAACCUUGCCACCGCUCCCAUCAGCUGUAACUGCCCAGCCUCCACCUGCGACUCCACCAAGCCAGCAGCUCACGCCUGAUGCAUAUGCCAUUGUGGAGCGAGCGCAGCAAAUGGUGGAGAUGCUGUCGGAGGAGAAUCAUGUUCUGCGGCAGGAGCUGGAGGGAUACUAUGAGAAGGCAGACAAACUUCAGAAGUUUGAAAUAGAAAUUCAGAGGAUUUCAGAAGCCUAUGAGGGCCUGGUCAAGACCACCACUAAGAGAGAGUCUCUGGACAAGGCUAUGAGAAACAAGCUUGAAGGAGAAAUUAGGAGACUUCACGAUUUCAACAGGGAUCUCCGUGACCGACUGGAGACUGCCAAUAGGCAGCUAGCCAGCAGAGAAUUUGAUGGGCAUGAAGAUAAGGCAACAGAGGGCUUUUAUGCCUCUCAGAACAAAGAGCACUUGAAGGAGAGGGAGAAGCUGGAAAUGGAAUUGGCAGCCGUGCGGUCUGCCAGUGAGGAUCAGCGAAGACACAUCGAAAUCCUGGACCAGGCACUGAACAAUGCUCAAGCCAAGGUCAUCAAACUGGAAGAGGAGCUGCGUAAGAAGCAGGCCUAUGUCGAGAAAGUGGAGAAGCUGCAGCAGGCUCUGACCCAGCUCCAGGCAGCAUGUGAGAAACGGGAGCAGAUGGAACGGCGAUUGCGCACGCGGCUGGAGCGGGAGCUGGAUUCGCUGAGGAUGCAGCAGAGACAGGGGAACUACCAGGCCGAAAGCCUGCCAGAACACAAUGCCCCAGCACUGAUGGAGCUAGUGCGGGAAAAGGAGGAGAGGAUUCUGGCUCUGGAAGCUGACAUGACCAAGUGGGAGCAGAAGUAUCUAGAGGAGAGCACAAUCAGGCACUUUGCCAUGAAUGCAGCAGCCACAGCUGCAACAGAAAGGGAUACCUCAGUCAUUAACCACUCGCGGAAUGGCAGCUACAACGAGAAUUCCCUGGAGGUUCGAAUAUGGCAGGAAGAGGAGGAGAUUGUUCAAGCCAACCGGAGGUGUCAGGACAUGGAAUACACGAUAAAGAAUCUACAUGCGAAAAUAAUUGAGAAAGAUGCCAUGAUCAAGGUCCUUCAGCAGCGUUUGCGGAAGGACGCUGGGAAAACAGACAGCACAAGUUUACGGCCUGCUCGAUCGGUCCCGUCCAUCGCUGCAGCAACGGGUGCGCAUUCCCGCCAGACCUCUCUCACCAGCAAUCAGAUAGCUGAGGAAAAGAAGGAGGAGAAGACCUGGAAAGGAAGCAUAGGGUUGCUGUUAGGAAAGGAUCAUCACGACCAUUCAUCAAUCCCUGCACUGCCUCCCUUACCUCCCUCUUUGUCCUGUGCAGCCUCCUCCUGGCCAGUCAGCGCCUCCCAUGCUAAAACAGGCAGCAAAGACAGCAGCACUCAGACUGACAAAAGCUCUGAGCUUUUCUGGCCAAACACUGCCUCUUUCCCAGGCAGGGGAAGGCUAAGCACCACCCCUUCUAACAGCCCUGCCCUGAGACACACAGGAGCCAAAGGCGCUAGAGAUAAGCUGGAGAACUCCCCCAGCCAUGGGAAGCUGUCAGAUAGCAAAGGCCGAGUAAGCAGUUUGGUCCACAAGCCUGAAUUUCCUGAUGCCGACAUGAUGGAAGUCCUCAUCUGAGGAAAGAGUGACCUUCCUCAGGAUUUUGGGCAAAUACAUUCAAGUCCACGGAGGCCAAUGUUGUGCAAAUCUUAAAAACUAAAUAUACGAGUCUGAAGAAAGUCUGAGAAAGAUUGAGUCUGGAAGGAGCCUAGAGGCUGAGAUGAAUAAGACUUCGAAUUACAGAGGGAAAAGAAAGAGAUAUAAACAUGAAACGAAGGAUGCUGAAGGUGGACAUGAAUGGCUGGAAUAUUCUGACAACAGAAGGUGAUAAAGAAACAUGGAUUUACAAAGAGAUGGUAAAGGAAAUAGGAACUGCAUUUUCUAUUUUAGAGAAAAGGUAUCUUUUUACCAUUUACAACAGUGUUCUAUAAUGUUGUUCUAUUUUACUCGCUAGCUACAACCAAGACAGAGACUGAAAUCCUGGCUCUGUUGAAGUCAGUGGGAGUUUGUGAAUUGUCCAGGAGAAGUUUAAACUUUUCUCAAAUUUAGUCAUUAUUCAUAAUUGUUCACCAGAUUAUUUUAGCGAAAAAUUCUUGGUCUGUAGAUUGUGCACGAAGCAGUUUGUUGUAAGUAUUUGUUUCAAGCCAGGUUGGUUUGUUUUGAUUGGAUGUAUAGGUCUUUCCUGAUUGGAUGAGUGCUACUCUUGGGAUCAGGUUUCCAAAGCAAAUACUCAUGUUUUGCAAAUUCAAAAUUUGCUCAAAAUUUACUGUUGCCAUGAGCAUUUCUUUGCUAGAAUUUGCAUAGAAGAUGCGUGUAAAAGGGGCAUAAACCCUGUGAAAGCAAUUUCUUUUACAAUUUUGGUAACUAUUCAGGGGAAAAUGUUGAGCGUAUUCCCUCAGCUCUAAUACAUAAAACACACACACAAAGCUGUGCAAGCAGCAGAUUGUACAUACAUUCAAGUGCUAAAAGUUAUUACCCAUGAGGGCUUGGAGACAAUGGGCAUUCAGGAUGCUCAGCACCUCACAGGGAACAACAUGGUGCCGCUGUAGAUGUAUUCUCUGGCUUAUUAAAAUAAUAGUAUAGUAUUCUGCAGUAUCUGUCCAAACUGCUUCAGCAUUGUCAGUGGGGCAAAUCCUACCCUCCAGUUGUUACUGAGGAUGAAUUUGAGCAUGUAAUGGCAGGCAGAGUUUCAGGCCAGGGUUACUACAGUGUUUGGGGCCAAUUACUGUAGAGGUUUGAGCGGAAUGUGGAGAUCAUUGACUGAUUUCAGCCUAGUUCAUCCAGGUUUACUACUUGCAAUUGAGAUCAGAAUCAGGCCCUUGGGUGUAUAUUAAAUAAUAUCAAUAAAUUAAUCAAUACACUUAGGAUGAGAAAUAAUAAACGUCCUCACUUAAAAAUGGAUUUCCACUGCACGUGGCACUGCAGGAAUUAAUUCACACAACUGUAUAGCAUGGGUCAGUUUGUUGGUAAGAUUUCUACAGCACUUCAUAGCUGCCUGUCUGGGAUGUUUACAUUCAUUUUAAAAGACAGCCUGGUUGUGUAAAUGAGAAAGGAUGUUUCUGAACAGGCACGGAAAUUCUCCUAAUCCUUUUUUCCGUAUCUUAAAGCAGGGGUUCACAAACUGGGAGUCGAGACCCCUCAGGGGGUCACAAGGUUCGUACAUGGGGGGUCGCGAGCUGUCAGCCUCCACCCCAAACCCUGCUUUGCCUUCAGCAUUUAUAAUGGUGUUAAAUACAUUAAAAGUGUUUUUAAUUUAUAGAGGGGGUUGCACUCAGAGGCUUGCUAUGUGAAAGGGGUCACCAGUACAAAAGUUUGAGAACCACUGUCUUAAAGGGACCAGCCCUUAUAUAAGGUGCCAUUCCUCACACGAGUCGAGGUUACCGGAUGGGGCUCGAAUUUUGAUUAUGACACAUGUGCAUGUGUGUUGAGAGAUGGAAGAUUUAACAUUUCUAAGUUCACCAGGUUAGGGUCCCUGAGGGAUAUUUUGGUGGUGAGUUUGUAUAUUUACACAUGCAUAACCAUUGCUGUCUAAAUGAUCAUUCCUUAGAAGUGACAUUCACCCCCCCAUGCAGAGGCGCCUGCACAAGACCUGUGCCCCACUUAAACCCUCCCACUAAGGCUUAAAUGGGAUGAAAGUGGUACCUGGCUCUCUGCACAGGGGUGAAUUUCAUCCUCCAUGAUUCAGCCAGAAUUUGGUCAAAUCAAAACACGUUUUCGAGGAACAGGACUAUGUCUGCAGAGUUCCUCAACAGGAGCUAUUGGUGCUGGAAUUCACCUUUUCAUCACUUUGGUUGUGGGGCUGUUCAAAGAAAGGUCACAAGAAUUCUUUUUUUUUCCCACUCAAAUACGGCUGGAGAUUUGUUCAAACUAAAAAAUAAAUGGCUUCUGGACAGAGCCCAAGUUUUGAAAAUGUCUCCCCAAAGUCUAAUAACUGGGAGCCUAGAGACUCCCCAUGCGCUAAACUUGGCUCAGCCAUUGUCUCGCUGUGUGUCCUUGGGCAAGUCAGUCGAUCUCUCUGGGCCUGAUUCAUCGCUGUGCUACUCCAGUUUUACACCAGCGUCACUGACCUAAGAUGGGAGGAGCGCAGUGUAGCAUCAGGCCUUGUGUGUUUGAGCGACCCCAGCUGUAAAACGGGGAUAGGAAUCCUUUCCUUCCUACCAGGGCUGUGGAGAAGGUUGGUGUUUGUGCAGUGCUUCAAUGAUGCAAAGCACUAUAUAAACAAGUGCUUAGUGUUAUUAACCCAAAAAAAUCUCCCCAGGAGAAACCAGCCCCCUCCCCCCCCCC